CCAAGAUGUCGACAAGCUGCAAAACUGAGCAUGAAAGGAUGAAAAAAUUCAAGAAUUUUGGCAAAAACAUACAGGAACUAAGGAGACAAAGGGUUGAAUAUUGUAUUGAAUUACGAAAAGCCAAAAAAGAUGAACAAAUCUUGAAGCGACGCAAUAUAGGCAAUUUUCAAGAUGGAGAUCCUUAUUCAUUACAAAAACCUGAGGGAGUUAGUGACUGUGAUAUGACUAUAGAAGAGAUUGUGAAGGGAAUGAACAGUCAAGAACCACUGCAACAACUGCAAGCUGCGUAUAAAGCUAGGAAAGUUCUGUCACGAGCAUGGAAACCUCCCCUGGAUGAGAUAAUUGAAGCAGGGCUGGUUAACAAGUUUGUUGAAUUCCUUGGUCGAGGUGAUCAUUCAGCACUGCAAUUUGAAUCCGCUUGGGCACUCACUAACAUUUCAUCUGGUACAUCAAUCCAGACAAAAGCCGUGGUAGAAGGUGGUGCUAUUCCAGCAUUUGUACAUCUCCUUGAUUCUCCACACAUGCACAUCAGAGAGCAAGCUGUGUGGGCUUUGGGUAACAUUGCAGGUGACGGUGCUCUUUAUCGUGAUGCAGUAAUUGAAAGUUCUGCUGUCCCUUCUCUACUGGGAUUGGUGAAACCUGACAUUCCUAUUGGAUUCUUGCGCAAUAUCGCAUGGACUUUAUCAAACCUGUGUCGCAACAAAAAUCCACAUCCACCCCUUGCAACAGUUCAACAAAUUCUUCCCACACUUGUUCAGUUGCUUCAUCAUCAUGAUGUUACACUUUUGUCUGAUGCGUGUUGGGCAAUAUCCUACCUUACUGAUGGUCCUAAUGAUCGUAUUGAAGUGGUGAUUCAGACUGGCAUUUUGCCAAGGCUUGUUCAAUUGAUGAGCAAUGUUCAACUGGCUGUGUUGACUCCUGCCCUCCGUGCUAUUGGCAACAUUGUGAGUGGGACUGACAGCCAAACAGAGGCUGUCCUUGAAGCUGGAGUUCUUUCUAUUCUACCAAAACUCCUGAAACAUCCCAAGACCUGCAUACAAAAAGAAUCUGCUUGGGCCAUUUCCAAUAUUGCUGCAGGACCUACGAUGCAGAUUCAACAAUUGAUUACUUGUGGAGUUAUAUCUCCUCUUAUUGAACUUAUGGAAAAAGGUGACUUUAAAGCUCAGAAAGAAGCUGUUUGGGCUGUUACUAAUUACACCAAUGGUGGUACAGUUGAACAAGUUGUUCACCUGGUGCAGUGUGGGGUGUUGCAACCUCUCAUUAAUCUACUGACUGUUAAAGACGCCAAAAUUCUUCUUGUGAUCCUGGAUGCUCUGGCAAAUAUCUUCCUUGCUGCUGAGCAGUUGGGUGAAACAGAUAAACUAUGUUUAAUAAUAGAGGAAUUUAAUGGCUUGGAGAAAAUUGAAGCUCUUCAAUUCCAUUCAAAUAAUAUGGUGUACCAAACAUCAUUAAAGCUAAUUGAGAAGUAUUUCUAUGAUGAGGAGCAAGAAGUUACAAACUUGGAGCCAGAAGCAGCAAAUGAAGAAAUGCCAUCUAAAGUAGAUCCUCCUCUGAAAGAUAGAUUUAGUUUUUGAAGCGUGCAGAAAAACAGUUGGUGCAAUAAUUUAUAGUAAAUGAUUUGUAUUUUCAGAAAUAAAUCUCUUUUGC
Pristis pectinata (smalltooth sawfish) is the source of this 1647-nucleotide messenger RNA. Its product is annotated as importin subunit alpha-5-like. Gene Ontology annotation, biological process: NLS-bearing protein import into nucleus. Gene Ontology annotation, molecular function: protein binding; nuclear import signal receptor activity. Gene Ontology annotation, cellular component: nucleus; cytoplasm. The transcript has 10 exons. Lineage: Eukaryota; Metazoa; Chordata; Chondrichthyes; Rhinopristiformes; Pristidae. The coding region runs from base 6 to 1574 and encodes 522 amino acids. The record is from RefSeq and is a predicted model, not a curated record.